AAUGCAGGUUUGUCGUGCAUUAUCUAUCGGGCAGAUGUAGUAAUACCUGUACAUGUACUAGGCCUACAGUAUAUAUAGUAGCUUUGUGUACCAGAAGCAUUUUCACGCCAUUUCUGGUAACGGAUGGAUCCGAAGUCUUUCUAUCUGUUAAUUGAUCAAUAAUGCCUGAAAAUCUACAUUAAUAUUGUGCAUUCGUUAUUUUUGUUCUCGCAUCGAUUCCUCAUCACUGACUGUAUCAGAUCAUGAUCAUGGAGACAAUGCUAUUUUGGGGCAUCGUGCUUAUUGGGUGUUUUUCAUCAUGCAGCGGAUCAGUUUCAAGCACAUCGCGAUUUUGUGUGAUAGAAAAUCGAGUGGGGAGCAGUGGGGUUGGAAGCCAACGCAUGCUUGCCUUUAGAUCAAAUACUACAGCUUCUCCAGUUUCCGUGGAAGUGAGCUACGGAGAUGUGGACCCCUCCUCGGCCGGGUGGAGCUCGUGGAAGAAUCUUGGAGCUCCGAUGGCCAGUCCGCCGCUGUCCAACCCUGUGUGUGAAAUGACAGAACAAAAUCAAACCCAGAUCUUUGUGCAAGCAUCCGAUGGGCAGGUCUACUCGGCGAUUCAAGACACCCUCAAUUUUUUGAACUUCUCCUCGUGGAAGAAGGUCGGUUCCAACUCCAUCCCGGUCAGCUUACCCAAUCGAUCCACGCUCGUAGAUUCCGUAUCUGCAGUCUGGUAUGGCAAGCAACUCAUGGUUUUUGCUCGUUCGAUCAGUACUUCUUCAAGGCUGUAUUGGUGUAAAGGCACUUCAACCAGCUGUACUUGGGGUCUUGUCGCUGGAACUGCGCUCAUUGGAACAGAUGCUACACUGAUCAAGAAUCCUUUCACGGCGAAGUAUGAAGGAUUCGUGAUAUCUCCUAAAGGGAAGAUGUACCGGACAUGGCAGCAUGCCAGUGGCAACAGCUUUAAAGCCUGGAAAGCAAUGGCUUCUUCACCUACCUUCUCAGUUGUCUCCAGACCUGUCGCUCAAGUAAUGGGCUACAGCAUUUAUAACGGCAAGAUCAUGAUAGGGGAAUCGGAGUGGAUAACUACGUGCACAGGUGCGCCCAGGCUGCCUGUGAUACAGUGGACAAUCCUUGGAGUUACUGCACGUGGGGAGACUGGCAUCAGACUGGGGGAAGAUUCCAUUUGA
Messenger RNA from Strongylocentrotus purpuratus (purple sea urchin), 1166 nucleotides. RefSeq lists its product as uncharacterized. The record is from RefSeq and is a predicted model, not a curated record. The transcript has 5 exons. NCBI's taxonomy places the organism in Eukaryota, Metazoa, Echinodermata, Echinoidea, Camarodonta, Strongylocentrotidae. Bases 243 to 1166 code for a protein of 307 amino acids.